AUGACCCCCCGAGACGCCCUCACCUUUCCCGAAACCGACCGCACAUUCCUAACCCCCCACCUCCCCCCUCAACAUGAAGACCCCAAAUCCACCAGCCCCCUCCCCUUCACCACCCUCACCUUCGCAACCUCACUGGACUCCUCCCUCGCGCUCUCCCCAGGCACCCGGACCACGCUCUCUGGCCCGCAAUCCAAAUCCAUGACCCACUACCUGCGCUCCCGCCACGACGCCAUCCUCAUCGGCGUCGGUACCGCCAUCGCCGACAACCCGGGCCUGAACUGCCGCAUCGCCGGAGUCGGCGGCUACGGCGGCGAGGGACUCACCGGUCAGCCACGACCCAUCGUCAUCGAUCCCAGCGCCCGCUGGGACAUCACGGCGGAAUCGAAGAUCCUGGCCCUCGCGCGCGCCAAGCAAGGCCUGGCACCGUUCAUCAUCACAGGAACGCAUGCACCUCCUUCGCCUGAGAAGCAAGCUCUACUGGAACGUCACGGGGGGAAGUACAUCGCGCUAGACGUCAGCGUGGUGGAAACGCGACCCGGCGAGGACGACGACGAGGUAGAAAAACGACGACCGACUCAUCGCAUCGACUGGACGGCGCUGUUGGAGUGUUUGCGUGUGCAGGGUCUGCGGAGCGUCAUGAUCGAGGGGGGCGGGUCGAUUAUUAACUCGUUACUGGAGCCGCAGACGCAGCACCUGAUUGACUCGGUGGUGGUGACGAUUGCGCCGACGUGGUUGGGUCGUGGCGGGGUGGUGGUUUCGCCGGAUAGGAGGGUUGAUGGUCAAGGGGUGGCGAUUCCGGCGUCUAGAUUGACUGAUGUGAAGUGGUAUUCGCUGGCCUUGGACUGGACGGAACGACGACCCCGCCAUGGUGCUGUCUAUAAAUUAUGGAAUCUUGGAAAUUCUCGUCGCAAAGGUCCUCCAGACAAUGAUCGAUAUUUCCCGAUUAUCGGAUUCGUUGAGGUCAUGGCCGGCCGGGCGGAAAAAUGCACCACUCUGGUCCAGUCUCUUCCCGCCUCUUCGGUCGAAGAGGCUGAAUUGUCGUUCCAGUUCAGUAAAGAGGAGCACGCCCAGGGCUUUUGGGUGGCUCUUCGACGUCACUGGCCUGCAGUCGCUUGGGGUCUGUUUAUGAAUCUGGCGACUAUCCUGAAAGGUAUCGAUGGCGGCAUCGUCAAAGGUCUGGUCGGUCUCGACACUUUCAAAGAGACCUAUGGAUAUCAAUAUAAAGGCAGCUACAUCAUCGCCGCGCAGUGGCUGUCCGCCUUCCAGUAUGCCAACCUGUUAGGGGCAAUUGUGGGCGCCCUCUGCUCCGGGUUCGCCUACGACCGCUUCGGCCCUCGCUGGAUGAUCGCAGUCUGCUCGGUGCUGUCCAUCGCUUUCAUCUUCAUUCAGUUCUUCAGCCAUACCCCGGCCCAACUGUUUGUCGGCCAACUCGUCAACGGCGCCAUCAUCGCCUUUUACCCGAUCUGUGCGUCGGCAUACGUCGGCGAAGUGACGCCGCUCGUGCUUCGGGGCUUCGCGGCCACCAUGACUAAUUUGGCCUUCUCCAUAGGCUCGCUGAUUGCGUCGGGGAUUCUCAAGGGCACCGAGUCCAUGCACAGCACCUUGGCGUAUAAGAUCCCCAUUGCGACGCAGUGGGCGUUGCCCUGCAUCAUGCUAUUCCUGGUUGGGUUCUGUCCCGACCCGCCGUACUGGCUCUGCCGCAAGGGCCGAGAUGAUGCGGCCGCGGCGUCGUUGCGGCGGCUGACUACGCGGGGGGUGGACGUGUCACGCAAGUUGGCGCACAUUCGAGAGACGCUGCGACUGGAGGAGAGUUUCCAGGGAGACCGGCCACACUACCUCGAGUGUUUCCGGGGACCUAAUCGCCGGCGACUCCUCAUCUGUGUAAUGGCAUACAGCAUGCAGGCGUUCACCGGGAAUGUGUUUUUCAUCAACUACGCCGUGCACUUCAUGGAACUCGCGGGCCUCGAUUCGUCUGACGCCUUUUCCAUGAACCUGGGACUCACUGCCAUCGGUUUCCUGGGAACGUGUAUCUCCUGGCCGUUGUUGUCGUACGUGGGCCGUCGUACCAUGUACAUCUUCGGCUGUUCGACGUUAGCGAUCCUGCUGUUCAUCAUCGGGGCGGUUGAUCUCGCCCCGCGAGACACACAGACGACAUGGGCGCAGUGUGGCGUCAUGCUCAUCUGUACGCUGGUGUACGACGUCAGUCUGGGGCCUUUCUGCUACGUGCUGCUGGCGGAAGUGUCGUCGGCGCGUCUGCGCGGCUUGACGAUUGCGCUGGCCACAGUCAGCUGUUUCGUGUGGUCGGUGGUGUUCGCCGUGGUGAUUCCGUACGCCAUGAAUGAAGACCAAGGGGACUGGAGGGGCAAAAUAGGCUUUCUCUUCGCCGGCAUGAGCGUCCUCUGCGCUGUAAGUGCCGACGGAUUCGGCCCGGUAUCGGCGGUUGGCGCGGCCAAUCAGGGCGAAGCUAAAGCAAGAAAAAAGAGUCAUCGACAGCAGAACAAACUUGCUCGCUUUUCCUCUCUGUUUGUGCACUCAACAUUGCUGGGAAAUCAUGGUGAGGCAACUUGUUUGGCAGCGGGCGACCGCCUCUCAGAGGGUAUGUUGGCCUGGUCAUGGCUUCUUUCCUUCCAAUUCUUUCUCUGGUCCCUGGCUAACCCUGCAAUCUUGAAGCUGGCCCCGAAAUGUCUCUCCCCACAGCGACUGUUUGGCCGCCGUGGUCUGGCCACGGAGGCCUCCUCCGCCGCCGCGUCCUCCCGGAUGCCCCCGUACCCCAAGAUCGUGCGCAACCUGGAAGAAGUACGACGAGUCCUGGGUGCCUCUCGCACCCUCACCCUCGCGGAGAAGAUUUUGUACGCCCAUCUUGCCAACCCGGAGGAGUCCCUGUUGACGGGCACGGAGAAUGGACGCGACAUUCGCGGCAAGGCCAAUUUGAAAUUGAAGCCCGAUCGCGUUGCUAUGCAGGAUGCGUCUGCCCAGAUGGCCCUGUUGCAGUUCAUGUCCUGCGGUCUGCCUUCGACUGCCGUCCCCGCUAGUAUCCACUGCGACCAUAUGAUUGUGGGAGAGCGCGGUGCCGAUACCGACCUGCCGGAGUCGAUCAAGGGCAACAGCGAGGUGUUCGAUUUCCUGGAGAGUGCUGCCAAGCGGUACGGCAUUGAGUUCUGGCCGCCCGGUGCCGGUAUUAUCCACCAGAGUGUGCUUGAGAACUAUGCCGCCCCCGGAUUGAUGAUGCUGGGGACCGACAGUCACACCCCCAACGCGGGCGGUUUGGGGGCUAUUGCCAUCGGUGUCGGUGGUGCGGAUGCUGUCGAUGCGCUGGUGGAUGCGCCCUGGGAACUGAAGGCGCCGCGCGUCUUGGGAGUGCGACUGGAGGGCAAGCUGAACGGCUGGGCCGCGCCCAAGGACAUUAUCCUGCACCUCGCCGGCAAGUUGACCGUGCGUGGUGGCACAGGUUUCGUGAUCGAGUACCACGGCCCCGGUGUGGAGACGCUGAGCUGCACGGGCAUGGCGACCAUUUGCAACAUGGGCGCCGAAGUGGGCGCGACCACGUCCGUGUUCCCCUUCUCCCCCAGCAUGGUCCCUUACCUGCAGGCGACGCACCGCGGUGACGUGGCCCAGGCGGCCUCGGCCAUCGCCGCCUCGGGCCCGCAGAACCUGCUCCGCGCGGAUACUGGCGCCGAGUAUGAUCAGCUGAUCACCAUCGACUUGUCGACUCUUGAGCCUCACAUCAACGGGCCCUUCACCCCGGACCUGUCCGUGCCGCUGUCCGCCUUUGCCGACACCGUCCGCGAGAAACAGUGGCCUGAGACGUUCGGCGCCGGUCUGAUUGGCAGCUGCACGAACAGCUCCUACGAGGACAUGACCCGUGCCGAGGACCUCGUCAAGCAGGCCUCCGCCGCUGGACUCCAGCCCACGGCCGACUUCUUUAUCACCCCCGGUAGUGAACAGAUCCGCGCCACUUUGGACCGAGACCAGACGCUCUCGACCUUCGCCGAGGCUGGUGGCACCGUGCUGGCCAACGCCUGCGGUCCCUGCAUCGGACAGUGGAAGCGUACGGACGGCGUGUCCAAGGGCGAAGACAACGCUAUCUUCACCUCGUACAACCGCAAUUUCCCCGGCCGCAACGACGGCAACCGCCGCACCAUGAACUUCCUGGCCUCGCCGGAACUCGUCACCGCGCUCGCGUACUCCGGCAAGACCACCUUCAACCCUAUGACUGACAGCCUGAAGACGCCCUCCGGCGAGGAAUUCCGCUUCCAGCCCCCGUCCGGCCAAUCUCUGCCCGGUGAAGGGUUCGCCGACGGCAACCCGUCCUUCCAACCAACCGCCGCCGUGCCCGAUGCCAGCUGCGAUGUAAUUGUCUCGCCCACAUCGGACCGUUUGGCGCUGCUCGAGCCCUUCGCCCCGUUCCCCGAGGGCGAGCUCUCGGGUCUCAAGGUCCUGUACAAGGUGCGCGGGCAGUGCACCACGGACACGAUCUCCGCCGCCGGCCCCUGGCUCAAAUACAAGGGCCACCUGCCCAACAUCUCGGCCAACACGCUUAUCGGCGCCGUGAACGCAGCCACCGGCGAGACCAACGUCGCCUACGACGACGCCGGCAAGCAGCACGGCAUCCCCGAGCUUGCCGAGCAGUGGAAGUCGCAGGGUCUUGAAUGGCUCGUCGUCGCUGAGGAGAACUACGGCGAGGGCAGUGCCCGCGAGCACGCUGCCCUGCAACCCCGCUACCUCGGCGGCCGCAUCAUCGUGGCCAAGAGCUUCGCGCGUAUCCACGAAACCAACCUCAAGAAGCAGGGUGUCGUGCCCCUCACCUUUGCCAACCCGUCUGACUACGAGCUCAUCGACGCGUGCGACUCUGUUGACACCAUCGGCUUAUACGACGUCCUGAAGGCCGGCGGCAAGGGCGAGAUCCAGCUGCGCGUGCAGAAGAAGAGCACCGGCGAGACGGCGCAGAUCCCUGUGCGCCACACGCUGAGCCCGGACCAAUGUGCAUUCAUUGCUCCUCAUCAAUCCGGAAGAGCAGAUCAGAAGCUACAGCGCAUAGCCAAGUACAAUGGCUUCCCCCGGAGUCCACAAUCUCCCGUGGAGCUCGCCCUGGGAUGUGCGCGAUUCAUGGACCCUGUCAGUAUCAGCAGAUUUUCGCGGACCUGCAAGGGCCUGUACCAUGUCUUGGAAGAUAAAAGACGGGACGCAGCAAAGAAGUAUGCUUCACUUCCCACAGGACGCGCCCCAAGAUGCCCCGAGAUACCAGACAUUCAUUAUUGGUCCCCUCUUUCUCGUUGGCAUUACACUCACCCAAAGUCGCCCGAAUCACAUGUCGAAGUGGCCAUUAUUGAGAAUCGCAUGGAAUCCCUGCGAGCGUUUCUAGAUGCAGGAGUCGACCCGAACUCUGUUGGCACUAGUGGACGUCGCUUGCUAGGUACCGCUUUUCGGCAUGGCAGACAUGAGGCUAUGAAUAUGCUUUUCGAGUAUAAGGUUGACACAAACCUACUCUUACAUCCAGACCAUCCAGAGGAACCAGACUUGUACCAGAAUUUCUCUUGUGCCAUAGGUUACGCUCUAAACUAUGAAAGUCUCAGUGUCGAUUCUUUAAUCGAGUACGCAGAAGAGUUUAAUCCUGAAAUUGGUUUCAUACCGCCACUUCUUCGUGCAGGGUGUAAGCUGGAUGCCAUGGGCUAUGAUACGAUGCGUUAUAGACAUGACUUCUACCCCCUCCUGCAAUUAUCAAACGACCAUGGAUUCAAACUAGAAAAUCUAGUUCUAAAGAAUAAGCAUGAGUUCUGUCCGAUAGUUUAUGAUAGCGUCGAAAGGGUGUUUCGCGCCGUUGCUUAUGAUCUGGCAAAUUGUCCAGUUUCUCCAGCCGAUAAAAUAAGUUGCCUGGCUCAACUCCUCGCUAGGCAGCCUCAAUUAUUAACUGACCAAGCUCACAGAGAUGUCAGACACUCCACCAUCCUUCAUGAUUGUAUAUCUGACAAAAGCUGGGAGGCAGUUAUAGCUCUACUAGAGAGCGGCACCGAGGUCGGCAGGAUUCACCGAUACAUAAUUUACCAACGCCAAGACGCUGAGGGAAAUGAAUUAGAUAUCAUGGAGGUGCUUGAAUUGUUCUGGGAAACAGAACAUCCUCAGAUUCGGGAGAGGCAUAGGUACCGGGAAGUGGAGCUGCCACAGGAUCUGAAGAUAAAGCCCCGCAUCGAAAUAAGGCUCCAGUUGACCUAUUACAAUAUUUAG
Aspergillus affinis is the source of this 6222-nucleotide messenger RNA. Its product is annotated as mitochondrial aconitate hydratase. Gene Ontology annotation, molecular function: aconitate hydratase activity; transmembrane transporter activity; 5-amino-6-(5-phosphoribosylamino)uracil reductase activity. The coding region runs from base 1 to 6222 and encodes 2073 amino acids. NCBI's taxonomy places the organism in Eukaryota, Fungi, Ascomycota, Eurotiomycetes, Eurotiales, Aspergillaceae. The transcript has 5 exons. The record is from RefSeq and is a predicted model, not a curated record. Gene Ontology annotation, biological process: riboflavin biosynthetic process; tricarboxylic acid cycle; transmembrane transport. Gene Ontology annotation, cellular component: mitochondrion; cytosol; membrane.